GAGAGGAAAGAUGGCGGCUGCGAUGGAUGUUGAUAGCCCGAGCGGAACAAACAGCGGGGCGAGUAAGAAGCGCUUCGAAGUGAAAAAGUGGAAUGCAGUGGCUCUGUGGGCCUGGGACAUCGUGGUGGAUAACUGUGCCAUCUGCAGAAACCACAUUAUGGAUCUCUGUAUAGAGUGCCAGGCCAACCAGGCUUCUGCUACAUCGGAGGAAUGCACAGUGGCUUGGGGAGUGUGUAAUCAUGCCUUUCAUUUCCACUGCAUCUCUCGCUGGCUGAAGACGAGGCAGGUGUGUCCCCUGGAUAACAGAGAGUGGGAGUUCCAAAAGUACGGUCACUGAACACCGACUGCAGCCUGAAUUCUCCUCUGUAAGAUCCACCAUGCAGGGCUUUCCUGGAUCAGGAUUAGUCCUAGUCUCAGACUAAACUAAAAUAAACUCAACACCAUUAAAAGUCCUUGUUAGAUUUUAGUCUGAGACUAGGUUUAAUCCCGGCACCGUGUUUCUGUACUCACCGCUUCAGAGGAAUCUCCCCUGUGCUUUAGUUUUAAGGUGGCAUGAACAUUUGUUGGUAUUUUCAAAGCGCAACACUGUUGUAAGUUAUGAAUAAAGUUGGUGUCAGACAUUCCUGUUCAAACCCCAAGUGUUUAAGCUUAAUUUCUCACUGUUACACAAUUAAACCCCUGACCGAACAAUAGAAGUAAACAGUAUUCAAGCGUUCA
This is a messenger RNA of Trichomycterus rosablanca, 717 nucleotides long. RefSeq names its product ring-box 1, E3 ubiquitin protein ligase (gene rbx1). The transcript is spliced from 5 exons. NCBI's taxonomy places the organism in Eukaryota, Metazoa, Chordata, Actinopteri, Siluriformes, Trichomycteridae. Gene Ontology annotation, cellular component: nucleus; cullin-RING ubiquitin ligase complex. The coding region runs from base 11 to 337 and encodes 108 amino acids. Gene Ontology annotation, molecular function: zinc ion binding; ubiquitin protein ligase activity; cullin family protein binding. Gene Ontology annotation, biological process: protein ubiquitination; ubiquitin-dependent protein catabolic process. The record is from RefSeq and is a predicted model, not a curated record.